AUGGAAAACUCAAACCCAAUUAUCUACUUUAAACCAGUAGAUGAAGAUACUAUUGAAGAGAUAGAUAUCAGUACUCUCUUCUAUGGUGAAAGUAGGCAGUUAAAUAAUAAAAUAAGUGAAAUCACAGAAAAUGAUGUUUAUGAAUGCAUAAAAGAUAUAAUUGACCCAGAGUACCCUUUAACACUUGAACAACUCAACGUCGUCUCCCUCGAAAACAUCAUUAUAGACCACAAAGAACAAAUUAUAUUUGUUUUUUUUAAGCCUACAGUAACCAGCUGUUCUCAAGCAAGCCUUAUCGGACUGUCAAUAUACUACAAACUAUACACUGUUUUUAAUAGAAACUUCAAAAUUAUUAUUAAAGUAGUUAAAGGUACACAUGAUCUAGAAGAUUUAAUCAACAAACAACUCAAAGACAAAGAAAGAGUGUACGCAGCUCUGGAAAACCCCCAAAUUUAUAAAACUAUUACUAAAGGACUUGCCAACUCCGACAUUUGGGAGGACCAAUCCUUAUUAUAUUAA
Molecule: messenger RNA, 519 nt
Organism: Cryptosporidium ubiquitum
Lineage: Eukaryota; Apicomplexa; Conoidasida; Eucoccidiorida; Cryptosporidiidae
Exons: 2
Coding region: 1-519 (172 amino acids)
Biological process (GO): iron-sulfur cluster assembly
Source: RefSeq, a predicted model, not a curated record